Vollenhovia emeryi is the source of this 957-nucleotide messenger RNA. Its product is annotated as elongation of very long chain fatty acids protein AAEL008004-like. Lineage: Eukaryota; Metazoa; Arthropoda; Insecta; Hymenoptera; Formicidae. Gene Ontology annotation, molecular function: fatty acid elongase activity. The record is from RefSeq and is a predicted model, not a curated record. The transcript has 4 exons. Gene Ontology annotation, cellular component: endoplasmic reticulum membrane. The coding region runs from base 164 to 955 and encodes 263 amino acids. Gene Ontology annotation, biological process: sphingolipid biosynthetic process; fatty acid elongation, monounsaturated fatty acid; very long-chain fatty acid biosynthetic process.
GCAGCAGAAUUAGUCUAGCAUUCCAAAGUUGAACUUCAACGUUGAAUUCUCAGUUGCCCAGUUGAAUUUUCACAAGUAAAGCAGAACAAGUUAAUAAGUUAAAGAAGCAAUAUUGUGUGUGUGUGAUACAUAUUAUUGUUAAACUAAUUAUAUUUCUUCAACAAUGGGUUUUCGAGAAACGUAUAAUUAUUUGUUUGUAGAACUAUCGUGCCCAGAAACUCGCGAAUGGUUCGUAUCCUCGCCGUUUCUACUAUUGCUGUUAAUACUCGGAUAUGUAUAUUUUAUUUAUUAUGCUGGUCCUCGCUACAUGAAAAAUCGACCGCCAUAUAAAUUAAAAACCUUUAUGUUAAUUUAUAACUUACUUCAAAUUCUGGCGAAUAUAUGGGCAAUAAAAUUACAUAUAGAUAUGGGUUGGUUUUCACAUAUUACAGAAUUCAGUUUUGCAAACUGUAUGACAAACUAUGCAAACUACUUGGAUGCGACUAAACUAUUGGGUCUGGCAUGGUGGUUACUUUGCGUGAGAGUGUGUGAUUACAUUGAAACCUGCAUAUUUGUGUUGCGAAAGAAACAAAACCAGGUCUCUGUUUUGCACGUAUACCAUCACAUAACUAUUAUAAUGUUCGGCUGGUAUUUUUUAAAGUACGUUUUGGAUGUCAGAUGUACAUAUCUAACUUUACUUAAUUGUUUCGUACAUGUAAUUAUGUAUACGUACUAUUUCAUCUCUGCAUGGAGUUCGUAUCUCAAACGGAUGGUAUCUCCCGUUAAACCAUUUAUAACUCGGUUACAGAUGGUUCAAUUUAUUUUGAUGAUAGUACCUGCGGUGCAGUUUCUAGGUCCCAACUGCAAAAUAGCAGGAGGAAUAAUAGAACCAUUGUUUGUAAUAAAUGUAUGUACUAUUCUGUAUUUAUUUUAUAAUUUUUACAAGAAAACUUAUACAAUUAAACAGAAGAUUUAACA